Molecule: messenger RNA, 1636 nt
Organism: Erinaceus europaeus (western European hedgehog)
Lineage: Eukaryota; Metazoa; Chordata; Mammalia; Eulipotyphla; Erinaceidae
Gene: SYT5
Product: synaptotagmin 5
Exons: 9
Coding region: 196-1365 (389 amino acids)
Biological process (GO): calcium ion-regulated exocytosis of neurotransmitter; cellular response to calcium ion; regulation of dopamine secretion
Cellular component (GO): synaptic vesicle membrane; dense core granule; axon
Molecular function (GO): syntaxin binding; clathrin binding; calcium ion binding
Source: RefSeq, a predicted model, not a curated record
AACACGCACGCGCCCAGGUGCACGCGCCAGGUGCACGCGCCCAGGUGCACGCGCGUCCCACAGUCCCAGGCGGGCGCCGGCCGCGCGGUCAGCACCGGGGACAGCGCACAGCGCGGGGGCGGGUCCGCGCGCGGGUGUCUCCCGGGAGGGUCCCCUCUGACAGCAGGGCAGGAGGGACCCUGAGACUCCGCCGUCAUGUUCCCCGAGCCUGGGACCCCCGGGCCUCCAGCACCUGACACGCCACCUGACUCGAGUCGCAUCCACUACCGCGCAGUACCCCCCUGGGCCCUGGCCACGAUCGUGCUGGUCUCCGGCUUUGUGGUCUUCAGCUGCUGCUUCUGUCUCCUCCGGAAGCGAUGUGGAAGGCGAACGGGCAAGAAGAGCCAGGCCCAAGCCCAGGUCCACCUGCAGGAAGUGAAGGAGCUGGGCCUGAGUUACAUAGACAAGGUGCAGCCAGAAGUGGAGGAGCUGGAGCCUGCUCCCUCGGGGCCUGGACAGCAGGGGACAGAGAAGCCGGAGCUGGGACGGCUGCAGUACUCACUUGACUAUGAUUUCCAGAGUGGCCAGCUGCUGGUGGGCAUCCUGCAAGCGGAGGGGCUGGCGGCCUUGGACCUGGGGGGCUCCUCUGACCCCUACGUGCGGGUCUACCUGCUGCCAGACAAGCUGCGGUGGCAUGAGACCAAGGUGCACCGUCAGACGCUGAACCCACACUUUAGGGAGAACUUUGCCUUCAAGGUCCCCUACGUGGAGCUGGGGGGCAGGGUGCUGGUCAUGGCCGUGUACGACUUCGACCGUUUCUCACGCAAUGACACCAUCGGGGAGGUGCGGGUCCCUAUGAGCUCCGUGGACCUGGGGCGGCCGGUGCUGGCCUGGCGGGAGCUGCAGGUGGCUUCUCGGGAGGAGCAAGAGAAGCUUGGGGACAUCUGCUUCUCCCUCCGCUACGUCCCCACAGCCGGGAAGCUCACGGUCAUUGUCCUGGAGGCCAAGAACCUGAAGAAGAUGGACCUGGGUGGGCUGUCAGACCCCUACGUGAAGGUCCACCUGCUCCAGGGCGGCAAGAAGAUGCGCAAGAAGAAGACCACCAUCAAGAAGAACACUCUGAACCCCUAUUACAACGAGGCUUUCAGCUUCGAGGUGCCCUGGGACCAGGUCCAGAAAGUGCAGGUGGAGCUGACGGUGCUGGACUAUGACAAGCUGGGCAAGAACGAGGCCAUCGGGAGGGUGGCGGUGGGCGCGGCGGCGGGGGGCGCGGGCCUGCGGCACUGGGCGGACAUGCUGGCCAACCCGCGGCGGCCCAUCGCGCUGUGGCACUCCCUGCGCCCCCCCGACCGCGACCGCGACCGCGCCAGGCCGCCGGCGCCCUGACCCCCGGGCCAGGCCCCGCCGCCUCCGGACCCCGCCCCAGUCCUCUGCCCCAGACAGACCCCCACUCGGGUCUUCGCCCCCCACAUGCCAAUCAUGAGAACUUGCCAACGCCCCCCCCCCACGCCACCUUCCUUGCUCCAGGGGCGGACGGAGGGAGCCUCAGCCCACCCCGCCUCCGCCCCCCACCCCUCUGCUUUGACAAUCAGUGUCCCCGGUCUUCCCUUUCCCUCCAGCCCCCUUGUCCUGCCAAAUAAAUACUCAGUCACUUUGG